CAGUUUUCCAGAAAGCAGACCAGGAAGUGAGAACACACCGGGACAAACACUAGAAGAGGCAGAUUAAAGUUCCUUAUUUGAAAAGAUGGAGAAGUCAUUGACUGAUAGGAGAGAUGAGCCACAGACAGAUUACAUCUACUGUUGUCGUGGCAUCACCGAAGUUCUCAAAUAUGGUCCUUGUCAUUUACACUCUGGACACAAAGUGCUUUUUCUCAUCAUUCCAGGUAACCCAGGUGUAGUGGGCUUCUACAAAACCUUCAUGCAAACACUUCAUCAGCUGAUUGGCUAUCGUCACCCGGUGUGGGCUAUAAGCCAUUCUGGCCACUGUGCACCCCCUGACUACAUGGACAUGGUGGAAGAUACCUCCGCGCUGACAGACGGUGAUGUGUUUGGUCUGAAUACACAGAUUGAACACAAGCUGGACUUUCUCAGAAAACAUGUUCCCAGGGAAACGAGCCUGGUCCUGGUGGGACACUCCAUUGGCUGCUACAUUAUUUUGGAGAUGAUGAAGAGAGAUCCUGAACUCAAGAUUUUGAAGGCUGUUAUGCUGUUUCCCACCAUUGAGCGAAUGGCCCAGAGUCCACAGGGCAAGAUCAUGACCCCUCUGCUGUGUCACUUGCGUUAUGUGGCUUAUUUGCCCAUUUUCUUGCUUUCUCUGUUGCCUGAAGUACUCAAAACCUCCCUCAUCAAGUUAAUCUUUGGUAGACUUCCCUCCUUUGACCACAGUAUUGUCCAGGCGACUGUUGGUCUUCUCAGCGGGGACUGUGCAGUCAAUGGUAUGUAUAUGGGGGCUCAGGAAAUGCGAAAGGUCCUGCUCAGAGACAACCACACUAUCAGGAAAACUUGAAAAAGCUUACAUUUUAUUAUGGAGCCACAGAUCACUGGUGUCCUGUGCAGUAUUAUUAUGACAUCAAACGCGACUUCCCAGAAGGGGAUUUCAGACUGUGUAAAAAUGGGAUUCGGCAUGCUUUUGUCCUGGAUGCAGGAAGAGAAGUUGCUAAAAUGGUGGUGGAAUGGAUCCAUCUUGAUGUUGGGACAUGACUUGUCUGUCCUCUGACAGAUGGGGAUACAUGGUUACCAGUACAUAUACCAGCGCUGAUACUGGUGGUGUUCUGUUGACCAGAUGUAACCAACCUUUAUUUCCAGUCUCUAAUAAUUAUACCAAUAUGCUUGAUUCAUUUACGAAGUAGACUAAUCUGAAGGCAGUGUCAGGAUUUUACUGUUAAAAUUAAAACUUGGACCCUACACGUGCACUCGGUUUUUGUGAACUACCUCCUCCAAACGGAUUUACCACACAGUACCAUACUGUUUGUAUUUCUUAAAGAUUGAUGGAAAUGACAUCCAAGACAUAUUCAAUGAAUUGGAAAUGUUCAUGUAUCCACCCCCUGACUUGUUUGAAGAAAAGUGGCUGUAAAAGUGAUGAUUUACUGUAAAUUCAAAGGGUGACAAUAACUGUCUGUCUCCACCAUACACUUUAUGUCAGGAUUUUUUGUUUUUUGUAUGUUUUGUUCUUGUUGCCAAAUAACUUGGUGACAUGGUGGAUGGCCGAGGCGACCCAACACAUUCCACAACGACAGCCGGAAGUGCUGUUGCCGGUGGCAGGGAUAUGGGAUAUAAGUUCUUGGACUCUGUUAGCUUGACCUUAAAUUGGACUUUGCGCUAUCAUGCAGUUUAACUGCUUGUCAAUUUGGCCCAAGCAGUGUAUCACCCCUCUCAGCCUUUUCUGCUUGAGGCUUCUUUCUCAAGAACGCCUGUUGCCUAUGUGCUUGCUCAGGGGGGGUUGGUAAGGUUAGAGCUUACUUAUGUAAAAUGCAUUAAUGCAGCUUUAUUGUGAUUUGGUGCUAUAUAAAUAAAUUGAAUUGGCAUUUUUUUUUUAAAAAUUUUGAUUAAACAAAAUUGCUUUUUUUUGUUUAAUUCUGUAAUUCUGGCCACUAUAUAGGGGCAAUUUUGUCCAAGAAUGUAUGUGCAUGUUAUCUUUCGGACAAGGAAACCCACAUGUAACCAAAAGAGAGCGAAAAAAGAUAAACGCAUAUAAAAACAAUUACGUAGAGAAAUACCCAUAUUAAAGUAAAAUACAUCUUUACAAUAGUGCAGUAAACAUGCAUUCAUCCUUGUAGGUUCCAGUGUUUGUCUGAAGUUAAUUUUCUGUAAAGUGGAAUAAAAUGCUAAGAUGUGUAAGGAUGUUAACUUUUGUACCACUGAACACCAACUCUAUAAUCAAGGUGUAAUUGUUGUAAUGACUUACUCCAUUAAUGAAAUGAUCCCAAUUUCAGUGAAUUUGCAACAUUUUUAAUGAUGUUUAGAAAUUUGUGACAUCAGGUGGUAAAAUUGGUAAAAUUUUGGGGUGUUACAUUUGUGUUAAAAGUGAACAAGUUGUGUAGGUGCAUCCGUACACCGCUCUGUGUUUUAGCACUUCACCACACAGAUGAAAGACUUCUGGCUUUAAUUACUGCAAGAAGAAAACAUUUCUGAUAGCACAAAAUAUAAUUUAAAUCACAUUUUAUAUAUUUAUUGAUAGUUAAUUGAAAAGAAAUAAUGAACACAAAUUUUGACAUGUCCCAAUUAAAAGUAGUUGUUCAUACUACAAAAUAAUACUUGAAAGUGUUUCUUGUGUAUGUUGCUGUAAUCUUUGUGUCAUUAAUCACAUUGUAAUUUUUUAUGUGCAUUGUAACAUUCACCUGUGAAUGAAAUAAAAUCAAAUUUAGUGUGGCGGUUGACUUUAGGUACAGGAAGAGCUGAUAAGACUUUGAGGCUUAUGCAAUUCAAGCAACAUUUUGCAUUACUAUUUUUAGAAUAUGUAAUUGUAAACUUUGGUGGAAAUAUUACACUUCCAAAUAUAACGGGUUUACCGCACAGUACAUACUGUGUUAUUUCUUAAUGAUUGAUGUAAAUGAAGUCCAAUACACACUCAGUGACUUGGAAAUGUCGAGAAUGUGGAAAGUGGUUGUAAAUGUGAUGGUUUGUUUUGACAGUAAUCUUUAUUUCUAGUUUGUCCAAUUAGUGCAGCAGAUAAGUGGAAAAAUAUUUCAAAUGGUGAUACAAGCAGCAAAAUUUGUACAGAUAUGCUUUAGGGGCCAUUCUACUGGCCAAUCAAAAUUCUUAAAUGGCUGCCAUUUUUCAAGAUGGCCACCUGUUUUUGCUCAAAAAUCUGUAUUACAGAAUUUUGUUCACUGAGCCAAAUUUGAUGAGUAAGGUUGGUUGUGUGACAAAUUAGGCACAAAAUACAUGAUUUGCAAACAAACCUUUAUUACUAAAUACUAGUGAAGUAGCUCAACAUUAACUUUAUCAAUAGAAAAGUAUGUCCACCUUACUGUAUAUUUUUAAAACUUCUGUGUUUCCACUCAUCAAAUAAUUAUUAAUUAUUGAUCUGCUAAUAGGCCUAAAUAUCUGCUCACAUAACAUCUGAACUAAGGUUGGGUAGGAUUACUUUGAAAGAAUACAUGUGGAUUACAUGUAUGUAUGUACAUACAUUUGGUAAAAGUAAUUCUACCCAACCCUGAUCUUAACACUCCAUAUAGCCAGUUUUUAAAACAACUCUGAAUACAUAAUGAAAUAUCUGUUGCUACCAAGACGGUAACAUUUGCACUUUCCACGACAUUCCAACUUGCACCCACACUUGGUCAACUGUUGACAACUCUCUGCAAUAGGUGGAAGGUCUGUCCAGAAGACUUGCCGCAGAUCACCUUUCUUUGUCAGCCCCAGUCAGCAGGACUUGUUUCUGGCUGGCACAGUGUUGACUGGCUCCAUAUGCAGUCUGCUUUUUUAUUUAGAUUGUACUGAAUCUGAACAUGCCAUUUUGUUGUAAUAUCAACAUAGAAAGGUUGAGGGAUUAUCCUUUUACCACCUUUAACACAGUAUGAUAAUGCGCAUUCAUGUAUGGGAUACAACUAGGUUUGGACAUCCAACUGGCCUACACCUAGCCCAAUCGUUCAUCCAGUGCCAUUUAAGUCCUUUGCAGUCUGUACACCAUCCAGGUAACUGAAACCCUGUUACCCUUGGCUUGGCUCUCCCGCGCUGGCACAUCCUGUCCAUUCAGGUCCGGCUAUCUAACUAUAUCUAACUAAUAUACUAUAGCUAUAUAUUUGGGACUCAUUAGAUAGCAUUUGGGACACUAAACUACAACUACACUACAGCUACUGUGGUGAGCAAUUAUUAGUUAGGUGACACUGAACCCUGUGCUGAGUCUUACAGCAGUGAUGUCGCCAGUGUGCCCUGGUUGUGCCUUGACAUCCACUCUGUUAUUUUGGUUAUGUGAUUGCAUCCAUUUUUCAGUCGGACAAACUCCAUCAGAAAGACUCUGUGCUACCCUCACUUAGGGUAACACAGUGAGUCUGUUACAACCCAGUACCGGCCAAUAUGCGGUACUGGGUUGUGGUUGUUUCUGUGCACAAACAACUUCUUGGAACCAUAGGUUAGAGUUGGGUAGGAAUUCAUGGGUGAUGCUUUAACUACGGGCACUAUUGGCCUUGUAAAUGUAAUUUCCACCACACCAUUGCCUUACAAUAUAAAGCGCCUUGGGGCAACUGUUUGUUGUGAUUUGGCGCUAUACGAGGUCUAUUAGAAACGUA
Molecule: messenger RNA, 4568 nt
Organism: Thalassophryne amazonica
Lineage: Eukaryota; Metazoa; Chordata; Actinopteri; Batrachoidiformes; Batrachoididae
Gene: ldah
Product: lipid droplet associated hydrolase
Exons: 7
Coding region: 86-847 (253 amino acids)
Biological process (GO): lipid storage
Cellular component (GO): lipid droplet
Molecular function (GO): lipase activity
Source: RefSeq, a predicted model, not a curated record